This is a messenger RNA of Haliotis rubra (blacklip abalone), 8245 nucleotides long. Its product is annotated as fibronectin type-III domain-containing protein 3A-like. Gene Ontology annotation, molecular function: protein binding. The record is from RefSeq and is a predicted model, not a curated record. NCBI's taxonomy places the organism in Eukaryota, Metazoa, Mollusca, Gastropoda, Lepetellida, Haliotidae.
AUAGCAGCUGGCAUUAUGGUGAAGAUAAAAAUUUUGACCCGACGAGAUCGUGAAGGGGAAAGAGCUACCAAAAUGUCUGAACAUAAGGACCGCAACCAAAACUGUAGUUCAGUGACCAGUGGCCCAGCUUGUGUGACCGCGACAGAAGAGAAUGGACAUCUCAGUGCAGAUGACACCCUCAAGAAUGGAGUUACUCCCGAAAAUAAUAUCCCAUCAAGCAACAGUAAUACACAACAGUCAGUGCAGUCCAACAGAGUUAACUCCCCUAAUUCAUCGCGGCCAUCGGUGAACCAUAGAUCGGGCUCGCCUAACAGCUAUUCGGGAUCAAAUGCACAUUCGCGGGGUGGGAGCCCGCAGACGGGUAGUUCGGGGGGUCAGUCGGGUAACUCCCCUCCAAAUCAUCAACACGUGGUGCAUGUACACGUCAACCCAGGAGAAACAUUCUCAGUCCGACUUGGAGAUCAAAUUCAGCAUAUUCAAGGCCCAGCAACUGUGAGGAUGGUGUCCAACAAUGGGCCACCAUUACCCAUGCCAAUGCAGGUGCCGCCUGGUCACAUGGUGCAACAAAUAGUUGAUGAAUACGGAAUUUUAACGCAUGUCAUCCUAUCUCCACAACCUCCAGUUCCUGGAAGCCCAAUGACGGGAGGACCAAACAGUGCAUCCCAGUAUUACCCCAACCCAUAUGGGCCCCACUACACAACCCACCCACAGUACACCACCCACCCACCUCACCACCACCCACAUGCGGUCCCCCCUCACAUGCAUUCUGGAAUGCCCCACAUACAGACCCCGCCCCAACACAAUCACUGUAACACUCAUGCACCGGUCCACUCCUCAGGACCAAGCCCCCCUGUCAAUUCACCAGAAGAUCGGAACAUGCGACAGAGAUCAAAAGUAAGAAAGAAACUGGAGCGGAGGAGGACGGACGGCUACUACCAGCAGACGCGCCCACCCACAAGGCGGAGAGGGAACCCUGGGGUGAACGGAGAGGUCCAUACAAGCAACAGCGUGUCUAACAUGUCCACGUCAGAAAAUGGACCCACAGAAUCCGAGGAAGAUAAUUCCUUAGUUAUACAGAGUCUCUCAAAUAUGUCCCCUCCUAAGGUGACCGAUAUUGAGGCGAGAAGUGCCUUGAUACAAAUAUCCCCCCCAGAUGUAGAAAGUAGUGACAUUGAGCUUGACCAGUCCGAUUUUAAAUAUGAAUUGCUCCUCUCCGACAAGGGCCGUGAUACAAAAUACAAACCUGUCUAUAAGGGAGAUGCCACUGAAAUAACAUUAAAAGAUCUGAAACCUGCAACGGAGUAUCACUUACGGGUUUGUACUAUACUCCAUGAUGACCUCAAAGGUAACCAGACUGACAGCGUCAGCUUCCGAACAGCGUUCUGUGAACCGGAGGCUCCUCAACCGCCAAAACUUGUGUCAAAGACGAGAAAUAAUAUACAGCUGAAGUGGGCUGCCACCUGUGAAAAUGGAUCAAAGAUAUCAACAUACACACUAGAGUAUGAUCAGGGUAAUCGGGAUGGGAAUUUUGUUGAGAUCUACAAUGGUCUUCAACGCCAAUAUCGUGCGAAUAAACUUCAAGCUUCCACAAGGUACACAUUUAGGCUUGCGGCAAUCAACAGCAUAGGGAAGAGCCCGUUCAGCGAGCCUGUGAGCUUCUACACGAGUGGGAGCAUACCAUCCCAGCCUGACCCUCCGAUGUUGUCCGAACCCUUCGUCUAUGCUCUCACAGUGUCAUGGAUCAAGAGGCCAAAUGAUGAUGAGUUUUUAUUACAAAUGGAAGAUGAAGCUACGGGUCAUGGUUUUUUGCCUGCAUACAAUGGUCCAAACCUUUCAUGUACAAUAAAGAAUCUUAGACGGAAUACUGAGUACAAAUUCAAGCUAGCUGCCAAAAAUGAUGAAGGUCAAAGCAAGUGGAGUGAUAUAGUGGCCCAUAGGACACUGCCGGAGCGCCCCACUGCUCCACCCAAACCACAGAUCAAAGGAAAGAUAUUUGCUCACAACUUCAGGGUCAUAUGGGAUCCACCUGCUGACUCAGGAGGUUCAGAAAUCACCAAGUUUGUUCUUGAACUUGAUGAUGGAGAAGGUUAUGACAUAGUCUACGAGGGGUCAGAGAGGGAGCAGAUGUUUGACCACCUCGUCCCUGGCCACACAUAUCGCGUGAGGGUUGCAUGCUACAGUUUAGGGGGUAGGAGUGAGUUUUCCGACUGUUGUGUAGCAAUAACACAACCAAUAUGUCCUGGACAGUGUCACCCUCCCAAACUGCAGGGCAAACCUAAAGCAACAUCCUUGCAUCUCCGAUGGAGUUAUCCUAGCUAUGAUGGUGGCUCCUCUGUGACGUCCUACGCAGCUCAAAUGAUCACACCGGAUAACACCACGAGGGAGGUGUACCGGGGACAUGAUUUAGACUGCAUCGUGGCAGGGUUGUCCCCAGGAAGACCAUAUCUCUUUCAAGUCAGAGCUUUCAAUAGGGCAGGGGGUGGGCCAUGGUCAGACCCCUUGGAAGUGGUGAGUGGCGCGGGAGUCCCCGACCCGCCCAAGGCACCCCAGGUGAACUGUCGCUCACCACAUAGUGCAAUAAUCUCGUGGGAAGAGCCCUUCAACAACGGUGCUAUGAUUUCAGAGUAUAGACUUGAGUGGCAGCAGCGGGCUGACAACAAUGAGUUCUCUCAGUUAUACUUGGGUCCAAAUUUGAGUUAUGAGGUGAAGGGUCUCACACCAGCAACACUGUAUUCCUUCAGGGUUCAGGCAAUCAACAGUGCUGGUUCCGGCCUCUACUCGUCCUCGUCCUCCUGCGUCACACCUCCGUCUAGUCCAGCGUCCAUUGUUGCAAUCAAACCUUACAUCACAGCCACGUCUAUCAUGCUGAUGUGGAGGGAGCCCCAUAAUAACGGCAGUGACAUCAUCUCAUACAACAUUGACAUUGGUGAAAAACAGCUCCUCUCCAUCGAGCCCGUCACAGAAUACACAGUUGAAGACCUCCUGCCAGAGACCACAUACAGAAUCCGCAUUCAGGCCGUCAACAGCAUUGGUGUCGGAACUUUCAGCACCCCGGUUAAAGUAACAACUAAAGCUUUGCCUCCAAAUCCUCCAAAGAUUGAGUGUGUCAAUGUGGCCCCCAACAGCCUGAAGCUGAAGUGGGGUGAUGGUCGAAACCCAGAUAUGAUCACUUAUCAUCUGGAGAUGGAGAAGGACGAUGGAAGUUUUCAGACAGUGUACAGUGGACCUGCUCACAAUCACAAAGUGAAUCGCCUGACUGAGCUGACAAGCUACGAGUUCCGCAUCUACGCGUGCAAUGAAGCUGGCCAGGGUCCGUACUCGGACACUUACACGUUCUCCACCACAAAAGCACCCCCGCCUGCAAUGCAAACACCGUCAGUGAGCAAGUUGAGCCUGACUAGCUGUGUUGUGGAGUGGCAGAGUUGCCGACAGAUGGGCAGUGACACCAUCGUGUAUCUCCUGCAGGUACAGAGGGUGGACAGCCACGACCAUGAGUACAAACAGGUUUACCGGGGACCAAACACGCAGUUCAUGCUAGAAAAUUUGCAGCCAAAAUCGGAUUACCAUGUGCGUGUGUGUGCUAUUCGACAAUGUGACAGUGGACUUGGAGACAUAAUGGGUGCAUAUAGUCAAGGCAGGGGCUUCUCCACACUGAGCCCUCAGCCCACCAAACAGGCCACAACUAGAGUCGAGAACAACAGCAAACUAGCCGAGCCAAAGCCACUAACUGACCAGCAAUGGGCAACCAUUAUUUUUGUAGGCUUUGUGAUCGUAGCCUUCGUCAUUGCCUUCGUGACACAACAAGUGAUAAACAUGAGGCAUUCGAGCCGUUGAUGCUUGUUGUGAAUCACAAGAAGAGGCGAUUGUAAAUGUAUGAGAGGAUCCCAAAGGAACAGCCAAGGACAGGCAUCCUAGGAAACCCUAAGACCCGACUGUUUCACAGAAGUUCAUCACAGUUCACUGAAAAGAAUUUGCUUCAAGUUUAGUGCUAACAGAGUACAGAAAGUCGGAAGAGUAAAUUCAUGUUGUUUUCCACAAGUGGUCGAAAGAAAAGGUAUCACUACUGAUGCCAUGACACUCACAAGAUGAAGAUAAUCAUAUGAUCAUGCCACUUAUAAUACCUGUUGCAUAACUUACAACAUUACAGGCAGAUUGCUUAGAUUUGAGAUGUGCUCCUAGAAUGAAGGGUCCAAAAUUUGCGUGUCAAGUGACACUGCUUGCUCUGACAGAACUGAGAGGUGAAAUGACGAUUGUGGAAAGAAAUACUGUGUAUAAUAUCAUGGGUUGUUGUCCCUUAAUGCCAGCUGCUCAAGUGCUUAAACUCAAGUCCAAAAAGCAUCACAACAGUGGUAGCAUUUGGACUGCUGUAGCAUGAACAGCCUAAUCUUGAGGACAAAUUGUUUCAAGACGUUGUCGUUCGGUCAUUCAAUGUUGUUAAUUUUUGACUGUAUGUCGGCUGACUUGUGACAUUUGCUGGUCUGAAACUUCGACCUGAAGCUGCUUUGCAUACCUGGGGAAAGAGGAAUUUCUUCCAUGACAUUGAAGAUGUUAUUGAUGACAGUGAAUCCUCAGUGGUGAACUGCUAUUCUAAUUGUUUUUGUUGUUGAGAACUGCAUGGUGUUAAACCGAUCUGCAUUUACAUUUCAUCAAAAGUUACACAUGAGGUAGAAUGGAUUUUUAUGUACAUAAUUAGAGAUGCCAAGAUAAUUUUAGCCAAUUCCUGUUUCCAUCUGCUUGUAUUGUGUGAUGGGGGGUAUCUUUCCUACACAUGUGUGUACCAUGUAUAUUAUCCAAACAAGUAAUUUUAUUUUUGACCUACUCACUUGUUAGAGAGAUGAUGUGUUCACAAGCUAGUCAUUCUAAUAUUCUUGUUAUAUGGUGGUCCGAGCCCCAAAAUAUGGCUGCCGUUAUUGUACAGAUCGACAAAUACUUAUUUUCAUUCUAAACUAUAAUUGUAUGUAUGUACGUACGUAUGUUAAGUGUGUAUGUGUAUCAGCGAGACUCAUCGGUCUAAUUGCUUAAUUCACAAGAAAAAAAAUCUGUCAAAAACAUCUCAAUGUUCUCACAAUUUUGCAAAGCAUUGGAUGUGUUCAAAUGGUGCUGUACUAUUUCUGUAGCUGAAAAUACAAAUCAUACUUUACGAUGAAGGCUCUGAACUCGGGUGAGUAGGCAUUGGAUCGUUGACCGGUGGUGGACAGGUCAAGCAGACGCAGGUCACCCAUGACCUUGAAGGCAAGGUCAUCCACCAGGUCAACAAAGACAUGGGUAAAAGCUCUGCUUGCACUGUUCAGUCAGGCAUUGUGUAGCUAAAUCAAGUGACACAGUUGAUAUUUUAUGCUUAAUAUCUGUGGGUAUAAAGUCUGUGUCUCCACUAGGCUCUUGUUUUAUUUUAAUGUAGACUUGUAUAGCUUUAUUGGUAUUUUCCUUGUUGAAUUUUAAUAAUGCAAACUGCUUAAACCAGAUCCCUUCGUCAGCAUGACAGCUGGUUAACAAUGAAACAUGCACCAUUCUACUUUCCCAGGGAAGGUUGAUUGGAAGGUGCAUGUGGCAUCUUGUUAACAAAUAUUACUGUUGUCUGACAGGAACUGUUACCAUGGUGAUCUGGCAUGUGAUCCAUCAUCAACGGAAGGGUUCAAUAUGUCAUGGAAGAAUCUACUUAUUCAGCUUAACAAAGUCCAGGGUUUCUAUUGCAAGGUUUCCUCUUCAGUCAGCGGUUAGUGAGGUGCGGAUUUAUGACUUAAAACUCACCAGUCAGUUUCAUUAGGGACCAAGGAUUAUAUAUACACAGCAGGAAAUUGUCCACAUUUUGUUUUGUAUUUUUUUCAUGUUAGUGUCAUUCCUGUAAAGUCAUGUAAAGAAAUGGAAUGAAUUGUGUUUCUCGCCUGAAUGUGAUUAAAUGUGAGAACACAAAUAAUAUGAAAAAAUUACAAAUGAAUCAUUGCUAUGAACCUUGACUGAAGAGGUAGGCUUACGGAAAUCUUAUUUCCUCAAGUGGGAGUACAGGAAUUUGUAGACAUUUCAAACCGGUAUGCCAUCUCCUAGACUGAUGUUUUAACGGAUGAAUCUCUUUUAACAAUGCAGCAAUUGUGUUAAAUUAUUGUGAUAUUGUGUUGUAAAUUAUCAGUUCAUAGUGUCAUCUCAUGCUUACCUUAGGGCAUGGCUACUGUACAUAAUCACUGAUAUUAUUUUUUAUCAUUAAACACAUGGUGAUACAUUCUCAUAGUAAGUUUUUGUUAACUCUCCUGCUCUAUAUUUCCAUACUCUUUGACUAUUUGUUAUGUACUUACGUUAGUCUUUUGCAUGCCUUGCCAUUGUAGUGAUAUCACAUUUGCUGAUAUUUUCAUUGUUGAACUAUGUCUUUAAUGCAAGGAAGAGCAAAGGUACUUAUUUAGGAUGUUAAUCAAAGAUAUCUCUCCCUUUAUUGUGACCAAAGAAGAAAGGCACUGACCAAACCCAUGAGAUGUGAUUGAGGAAACUGAUUUACCAGAUCAGAAUCUAGUCAUGAAAUUGUCAAAAUACUAAUCUUCCCAUCCUAGUGUACAUUCAAAUCUGGAAUGUUCAAAUAAGCUGCUUAAGUGAACUAUCAGGUUCGCUGGUAUAUAUUUCCUUGCAGUUGAAGGCUUAUGUGUAUUAUCAUUUUGUAAAUGCCAUAUAUAUUGUAUUUUUACCUGCAUCUUAAGCAAUUUGUUCAUUUAACAGUCUUAAAGUGAGAAUUGUAUUUACUUUGAUAUUGUUAGUUUGUUUAGAUUAUGAAGAAUAAACAUUUCAGAUGCACACAUCAAUGCACACAUGGUGAUUUCUGCUAAUCUUGAUUGCCUCAUUACCAUGACCCGUCACAGAAUUUCUCCAUGUUCGACAUAGAUUCUGAAAAAAGGACUAUUUUCAAAUGAUCAGUAAUGACAUUCAUAGUACAAUAUCCUAUGAGAAACACUCUUUUGUAGAUGACUUGUCAGAAUAGAAUGCUUUGGGUGCCAUCCAAAAAUCUGAGUUCUGCACAGUGGUGGAACAUUGAAGGUUUUUGGGAGUUCUGGCCCUUGAUCAGAAGGAAGGCAAUACUGCACAGUACUGGCAUCAGUCGGUAACCUUGACAACAAGCCCAUGUUCUAAUAUUGGUUGACUCGUAAACUUUCCAUAUAGUUCUGAUUUUAAAAGGACUCUUUUGAAAAAUUUCCUACAGAAUGAAAAGACUCUUUUGAUGAUCGUUCAUACAGAAUAGCGGGUAGAAGGUUUUGGUCACUUAGAAAUAUGGGAAAACUUGCCUGAUUCAAGUGAUCAUAUAUGUGUACAUGUAACACUGCAUUAGUCCUUAGUCUCAUCAAUGGCUGUGGUUACCUGAACAAAAUGGCAAGCAUCGUUUCCAUCCCAUUGCUAUGGGCAUUAGUAUUCCUUGUUUUUUUAUGUUUCAUUUUUAAUUCUAACAUUUCCACAAUUUUACCCGAAUGCACAAAACUGACUCUCCCAUUUUGCAGCAGUUAAGAAAUUGUUGAGGAGACCAUUAAAAUGCAGAAAAUUGUGGAAAUGUUUUGUACAAAGGACCAGUUUUAUGUACUCCAUUUAAGGUGUAGGCAAGCAACUUGGUGCUACUUUGCACCCAAAUAGUCUCUUUGUUUGUGCAAUCCUCUUCCUCAUCACCAGUUUCUUCCCCUGAAGCCAAACCCUUAUGGUUUGCAAAUGAGAAUUCACUGUUGCUGGUAUGAACUAGUAUGUUGUGUUAAGCCAGGGGAUGGCAUACCAUUGAGUUUUAAAUUACCCAUUGUAUAUACAGUUAAAAGGGUUUGCUCGUUGAUAAUUUUAGUGGAUUUUACCCUGCAAAGUGACUGUGGUUAUUCUGAUCUAAAAUGUAUUGCUCAGUAUGUAACACCAAUAAAAACUUCCCUGAAAUGUGGUAGAAUAUGUUUGGGCUAUUGUCAUAGUGAUGAUUGUCAGAAGCUUGUGCGGAUACAUAUUACAGGUAGAUUUACUUCACAUUUCUGUUAGCAUUGCAUAAGCUGCUUAAGGAAUGAUAUCAGUGUUUUGCAGGGUAAACUGCUGUUUGGGCCAAAAUGAAUUGCAAUUCAGUGACUCCAUUUGGUUACAAUUUCAUUUACACUAUUUUGAGAACUCCUAAAUGCAAUUGUGUAACUUAUGGUAUAAACUAUUGAACUGUCAAUUAACAAUGUAGUCCUCAAAAUAGUCACUAUAUUUAUUCUGUGAUGUUGGGUCAUAAGUAAAUAUAUAUAUUCUAUCAAUAAAAAAGAAGAAAGUU